CGCAGACGCUGCGGGCUAGUCGGGCCCGCGCCUUCUGGGCCCGGAGGAAACUUGCGGAGUGCUGGGGGGGAAGGUGCGCGGGUUCCUGCUCCCGCGCCCAGAGCCGCCCCGCCAGCCCCGCGCUCCCACUUGGGACCUCGCAGCGGUGACACGCAGGGCCCAGAGGUACAGCGAAAGCCCACUUUUCACUCAAAACCGUGCUAACGAAAACGCCAUCGUGUUGCUAGUCUUGGACAGAUGAUGUUCCUGAAGCCAAACUUGACACAACGAAAAACUUAUGCUCCACAGGACGUUGCAUGACCUAUCUGGGUCCCUGCACGCCAUGUCCGCCAUAGUCCAGAAGAUGGCAUGGCUCUCCGUGAAGAACAAGAGACACAGGAUCUGUCACAGAGCACCCUCCAGUACACAUAAUGAGACCUGGAAGGACCUGAAAAACCUGGUUCAACGAGUCCAAGGACAAAACCCUCCCACCGCCCUCCUCUCACCCAUUGCUCUCUCUGCAUACCUCAUUCUAUUUUCUGCUCUUCCUACCCCUGCUUCCUCUUCACCUGUCUUCAUCUGGCAGUUUCAAGUAAGGGAAACUUAUGGUGACAUAAAUAAAAUAAUCGGGACUGGAAACUGUUCUCUCAAAGGAUGCCAGUCUUCUGUCACUAUUCCAGUUAAAUCUGCAGCUACCAGCCCCUGUGUUGAGGCUGGAUGUCCUUAUGUCUGCUUCCCUUUUGAUAAUUCAGGCAAUUGUCUUACAGCUGUUGAUUACUAUGGAGGAUAUUGUUACUGGUCUUGUAAAAUCCAUGGAAUCCCCUCAGGCUUUAUCAAACAUGAUUAUUACACUAUCCCCACGCCAGUAUACUACCCUAGCCGACAAUAUUUUUCUGGCAUAGGCUCUCUUAAAUUCAUUAUCCAUGACCCUUGGGACAAUAGAUGGGUUACAGGAGUCACCGGAAAACUUUACUGUAGUGCUGUUUCUAUUUCUCCCGCUGCUGACAUUUUCAUCUCUCGACAGACAGUUAGUCCCUGCCUCUAG
Erinaceus europaeus (western European hedgehog) is the source of this 1024-nucleotide messenger RNA. RefSeq names its product putative endogenous retrovirus group FC1 Env polyprotein. The record is from RefSeq and is a predicted model, not a curated record. The transcript has 2 exons. Lineage: Eukaryota; Metazoa; Chordata; Mammalia; Eulipotyphla; Erinaceidae. The coding region runs from base 278 to 1024 and encodes 248 amino acids.